This is a messenger RNA of Nymphaea colorata (pocket water lily), 1565 nucleotides long. Its product is annotated as aminomethyltransferase, mitochondrial. Bases 169 to 1404 code for a protein of 411 amino acids. Gene Ontology annotation, cellular component: mitochondrion. Gene Ontology annotation, biological process: glycine decarboxylation via glycine cleavage system. The record is from RefSeq and is a predicted model, not a curated record. NCBI's taxonomy places the organism in Eukaryota, Viridiplantae, Streptophyta, Magnoliopsida, Nymphaeales, Nymphaeaceae. The transcript is spliced from 4 exons. Gene Ontology annotation, molecular function: aminomethyltransferase activity; protein binding.
UUGGUAGGGGAAUCCUCUGCCACCCAGUGCCACCCUUCCUCUCCCUCUUUAUUUACUUCUUACGCCUCCCCACAUCGUCUUUCAUAAGGUUUCUUUAUUCCUGUCCUCUCUUCCUUUUCUCCUUCCAGGUGAAGUCGGUGAAGUGCUGAUCACAACCAAGGCAGCGAGAUGAGGGUAGGUUUAUGGCAACUUGGGCAAUCGAUUACAAGGCGGUUAUCUCAGGCCGGCAAGAAGGGAAAGUUCGAAGAGCUGGCAAGAAGAGGUUUUGCUACAGAAGGCGAACUAAAGAAGACAGUGUUGCAUGAUUUCCAUGUUGAGCAUGGCGGGAAGAUGGUCCCUUUUGCCGGGUGGAGCAUGCCAAUUCAGUACAAAGACUCCAUUAUGGAUUCAACCAUUAACUGCAGGACUAAUGGGGGACUAUUUGAUGUUUCACAUAUGUGUGGCUUGAGUCUCAAUGGGAAGGAUUGCAUUCCAUUUCUAGAAAAACUUGUAAUUGCAGAUGUGGCUGGGCUUGCUCGUGGAACUGGUACUUUGACAGUCUUCACCAAUGAGAAGGGUGGGGCAAUCGAUGAUUCAGUUAUCACUAAGGUGACAGAUGAGCAUAUAUACUUGGUUGUGAAUGCUGGCUGUAGGGACAAGGAUCUAGCACAUAUAGAGUCCCAUAUGAAAAUUUUCAAGUCAAAAGGUGGGGACGUUAAUUGGCAUAUCCAUGACGAGAGGUCGCUUCUAGCUUUGCAGGGUCCUCUUGCUGCACCAGUGCUACAGAUGCUAACUAAAAAUGAUUUGAGUAAAAUGUACUUCAGUGACUUCCACAUGCUAGACAUUAAUGGCUCUGCAUGCUUUCUCACAAGAACUGGGUAUACUGGUGAGGAUGGUUUUGAAAUAUCUGUUCCAUCAGAACAUGCAGUUGAGCUUGCGAAAGCCAUCUUGGAGAAGUCAGAAGGAAAGGUCCGGCUAACUGGAUUAGGUGCACGUGACAGCCUUCGACUUGAGGCUGGCCUGUGCUUAUAUGGAAAUGACAUGGAACAACAUGUGACUCCUGUAGAGGCAGGUCUAACUUGGGCAAUUGGAAAGAGAAGGAGAGCUGAGGGUGGAUUUCUUGGUGCAGAAGUAAUAUUAAAACAGCUUGCAGAGGGCCCACCAGUUCGACGUGUUGGCCUAUUAUCUUCUGGUCCACCUCCAAGAAGUCAUAGUGAAAUUCUGGAUUCUGCAUCCCAGCCACUUGGAGAAGUAACAAGCGGAGGGUUCAGCCCAUGUCUGAAGAAGAACAUAGCCAUGGGAUAUGUAAAAUCAGGCAGUCAUAAGGCGGGAACUGAGUUGAAGGUGAUUGUUCGUGGAAAAACUUAUGAUGCUGUUAUCACUAAAAUGCCUUUUGUUCCAACCAAAUACUACAAACCAUCGUAGACUCGUAGUUGUUUUUGCCUUCAACCGUCCUUUAAGAGCUGGUUGGAUUGGUUCCUCAAGUGCUAUAAAGUCCAAGUACUCCAUUCUUGGUCUUUUGAACUGUUUCGGUUUCUUCUUUAUAAAGACUAUCAGGAUCAAGCGAGAAAUGACUGAUUGUUUUC